CGAAUAUCAGCAAACAUCUUGUAUCUCAUUCGUCAUUCGAGUGUGGUACCUGACAAAGCAACCACUCAUUGACUCAAUUUUUUUAUCAAUAAAAAAAAAAGAUAAAUUACCUUUAACAAUAAACGUGUACAGUGUAUUAUUUAUUAUAUUAAAAAAAUUAUUAAAUUUUAAUUGAGUGGAAAUUUUUUAAUCUGAAUUUAAUUUAAUAUUCCAUGAGUCCUUCAAUUCAUAAACAAGUUUCAAGUAGAUGCUGUUUUGAUAAUACGCCUGAUUGGCUUAAUCAGCAGGAUUUGAUUGAUAUUUGUUCGACAUUUGAUGAGGUUGAAAAAAACCAAGAUGAUGGUCCAGCUGAUUUUGAAAGAGCUAUAAAUGCUGCUGGUUAUGGAAAAUUUAAUUAUUUACUUUUAUUAGCAAUUGUACCUGCUGGAUGGGCAAGUAUUUAUGGAUCAACAUCAAUGUCAUAUGUGUUACCAUCAGCUCAAUGUGAUUUAAGUUUGACAUUAUUUGACAAAGGUCUACUAAAUUCCAUGAUAUUUGCAGGUAUGAUUGUAACUGCAUUUUUAUGGGGAUUUUUAACAGACACAUAUGGACGUAAAAAUAUAUUAAUAACUGGAUAUUUUUGUUGUUUUUUAUUGAGUCUUGCUAGUUCACUCUCACAUGCCUCAUGGCUAUUAAUAUUAUUCAAGUUUCUCAAUGGCAUUGUGAUAUCCGGGCCUUAUGCGGCAUUGAUGUCAUAUCUUGCUGAGGUACAUGGUGAAAAGCAAAGAUCUAAAAUUUACAUGUGGCUAGGGGUUGUUUUUUCACUUGGAAGUAUAUCUAUACCAUGUUUAGCAUGGUUAAUUAUUCCACAAAAAUGGGAAUACCCAAUAUUAAAUGGUGCAAUAAAUUUCAAGUCAUGGCGUUUAUUUUUAGCACUAUGUUCAAUACCAGAAUUAUCAGCAUUUAUUGCAAUUAGUUUUUUUCCUGAAAGUCCAAGAUAUUUAUUAACAAAAGGACGUAAUGAAGAGGCAUUAAAUAUAUUUCGUCGUAUCUAUUCAAUAAAUACUGGCAAUGAUCCAUCACAUUAUCCGAUCACAAAAUUAUCUGAUGAAGAUUUUAUCAAAAACCAAGGAAAUCAGAGUCUCUAUGAAAAUCUUCAUGAUGGCUGGAAGCAAAUGAAACAAUUAUUUUUAAAGCCAUAUGUAUACAGAUUAAUACUCAUUGGUUGUAUACAAUUUGGAGGAACAAUUGGAUCAAACACAUUAAAAUUAUGGAUGCCACAAUUAUUUGCAAUGAUUGAGACUUAUGAAGCUAGUCAUCCAGAUAAAACAUCAGAAUCAUAUCCGUCAAUUUGUGUUAUGCUUGAAACAACAAACACAACAUUUCAAUAUAUUAAUAAUACACUUAAUGCAACACUUCAAAAAGAAGAAUUUUGUGCACCAGUUGUACUUAAUGCUACUGUUUAUUUAAAUUCAAUUGUCAUUGCAUUGACUGGAGUCAUUGGAUACACAUUAGCUGGUUCAUUAAUUAAUUGUGUUGGAACAAAAAGACUAAUGAUGUUUUGCUUUUUGGCUGCUGGUUUUUGUUGUGGAGGUUUAUUUUGGGCUGAGGAUUCAAAUGGAAUUUUAGGAAUAUCAUCAGUAUUUGUUGCUCUUUCAAGUAUCGGUGGAGCUGCUGUUAUGAAUAUUAUUGUUGAUAAUUUUCCUACUGCAUUGAGAGCCAUGGCCAUUUCAUCAACAAUGAUGAUGGGAAGAUUUGGUGCUGUUACUGGAAAUUUAGCAUUUCCAAUUCUAUUUAAAUUAAGUUGUUUUGGACCAUUUGAAAUGAUUGGAAUAGCAUGCAUAGUAUGUUCAAUUUUGGUAUUAUUUAUACCAAAUAAAAAAUCAAAACUCAAAGAAUCCAUAAAUAAAUCAUCAGGAAAAGUGUAAUAAAUUUCAAUUAAUAUUUUUGAAAAUAAUAUAGAAAAAAAAAACGUUAAUUAAUAGUAUUAAGAAUAUUAAUAUUGUAAAUAAAUAAAUUUUUGUUUUUUUUUUUUUUACUUUUAUUGUUAUAUAAAAAAUAAAAAAAAUCACAAUAAA
Messenger RNA from Aphidius gifuensis, 2057 nucleotides. RefSeq names its product synaptic vesicle glycoprotein 2B-like. Gene Ontology annotation, molecular function: transmembrane transporter activity. The transcript has 12 exons. Lineage: Eukaryota; Metazoa; Arthropoda; Insecta; Hymenoptera; Braconidae. The record is from RefSeq and is a predicted model, not a curated record. Gene Ontology annotation, cellular component: membrane. Bases 213 to 1907 code for a protein of 564 amino acids. Gene Ontology annotation, biological process: transmembrane transport.